This is a messenger RNA of Lethenteron reissneri (Far Eastern brook lamprey), 1265 nucleotides long. RefSeq names its product zonadhesin-like. Gene Ontology annotation, cellular component: membrane. NCBI's taxonomy places the organism in Eukaryota, Metazoa, Chordata, Hyperoartia, Petromyzontiformes, Petromyzontidae. The record is from RefSeq and is a predicted model, not a curated record.
UCGACACUUCAGAACCGCACUCUCAAGGGGCCCAACCGCAGAACUGCAAGAUGGUUCAAAGAUGUUUUACAUUGUUAAUGUCAUGCUUAAUUACAUGGUCCUUGUGGGAAACCAAAAGUGCCUGGACGCUGCGUGUUGGAGACUCGCCUGGCCAGGAGCGGCAAGAUCUUGACGCGCAUCUCGGCUGCAGCUUUGAUGAUGAGGGGCUCCCGCUGUGCGGCUGGACUCAGUCAGGCGAUGACACCGGAGACUGGAUCAGGAACUCGGGAGCAACCCCCAACCCCAACACCGGUCCACCUGGGGACCACACCAACGGAUAUCCGGCCUCCGCAUAGCGCCUUGCUGGCUCCGCCUUUAGGUUCCGCCCCUGCUCACCUCGCAUCCGAUUGGACCCGAGCCUCCUUCUACCUCUACCUGGACUCUGCAUCCGUGGGAGCUGGGGGAGGAGUGAGGCUCCUGAGCCCCAGCAUCAACACCAACCAGAACGUGUGCCUGAGCUUCUGGUAUCACAUGUUCGGCGAUGAACUUAUGACCCUGAACGUGCACGUGCUGGAGGACGGUGGAGAGAGACACGUGUGGCGCGCGGAGGGGCAGCAGAGCAUCGCCUGGCUGCAGGGAACCGUCACCAUCCAGGCCAGGCCAGACACCCAGGUUAUCCUGGAGGGGAUUCGGGGAGCAUUAAGAUUGAGUGAUAUAGGCCUGGAUGACAUUUCCGUGGCUGAGGGAAAUUGUUUUGAGUGUGUGAGCGGAUGUGAUUUUGAUGAAAUGGGAGACUUCUGUGGCUGGCAGAACAGCGGAGGGGACGUGGGCUGGGAGCAUUGGACUGGUCCCACAGUAACUGAGAACACUGGUCCUGACGAUGACUUUUCACGCCCUGGCUUUGGGAAUUACCUGCUGCUGGACUCUGAGUACAACAAACCUGGAACGGCGCUGCUGCUAGAGAGUCUGGCUAUCCCCUCCUCUGGGUGCCUCGUCCUGAGCUUCCACUACUUCCUGUAUGGGUCAGCAGAGAACAUGGCCAUCAACGUUUACAUCAACAAAGCUGUCAAUGGACAACCCGUGUGGACUGUUCAGGGAAACCAGGGAGAACAGUGGAUUUUAGCUCAAGUCAUGUUCCCUGAGUCCGGAAAUGUUCAAUUUGCCAUCGAAGGAGUGCGUGGGGAGACACCUGAGAGCGAUAUUGCUGUGGACAGCGUCUGCGUCUCAGUCUGUGAGCCUACAGGUAAAUAUGUUGUCGUAGUGGCAGUAUUCAUAUAAAACCGGCC